AUGGGCAAGAGAGAACGCGAAGAGGCUGCGGCCACUGUUGACGCCGAGUCCCACAAGAAGGCAAAGAAGGAGAAGAAGGACAAGUCUGAAGAUGCUGAGAAGGCCGCUCGCAAGGCUGCCCGCAAAGCCGCAAAGGCCCAGAAGAAGAGCGAAGGAACUUCUGGCGAGACCGACGCCGACGAGGCAAAGGCAGAGGCCAAGAGACUGAAGAAGGCUGCAAAGGCUGCUGCUAAGGCCGAGUCAGCGGCCACCUCGACCACCCCCUCCGAGACCGUCACCGCUCCUGUCGCCGCAACUCACGGCUACACCGAGCACCCUGGUCUGACCGCCCUGCCGCAAUCCGAGAUUGACGCCUUCAUCGCCGAGAAGUUCAUCACCGUCACCGAUGAGGCCAAGGCAUCGCCCGCCUACAGACCCAUCACUUCGUUCGACUACGUCCCCAUCACCGACAAGGCCCAGCGCGCUCCCUUCGCCAACUUCAAGACCCCCUCACCCAUUCAGGCUGCCGCCUGGCCCUACCUCUACGCCGGAAGAGAUGUCAUUGGUGUUGCUGAGACUGGUUCCGGCAAGACCAUGGGUUUCGGUGUUCCCUGCAUCAGAUACAUCUCUUCGCUCUCUGCGAAGGAGCAGAAGAAGGGCAUCAAGGCCUGCAUUGUUUCUCCUACCAGAGAGCUUGCUGUCCAGAUUCAAGAGCAGCUUGUCAAGCUGGCAGAGCCUGCUGGUCUCAAGACUGUCUGUGUCUACGGUGGUGUCAACAAGGACCAGCAGCGCGCAACUCUCACUGGUGCUCACAUCGUUGUCGCAACUCCCGGUCGUCUCAAUGACUUUGUCAGCGAAGGCUCAAUCGACCUCAGCAAUGUGACCUACGCUGUUCUGGACGAGGCCGAUCGUAUGCUUGACAAGGGUUUCGAGGAGGAAGUCCGUAAGAUUCUCGGAAGCUGUGCCCCUACCGGUCGUCAAACCCUCAUGUUCACCGCAACCUGGCCUCCAUCAGUACGCGAGCUUGCUGCUACUUUCAUGAAGAAGCCUGUGCGUAUCAACAUUGGUGAGAACACCACUGGAGAGCUGCGCGCCAACACUAGAAUCGUUCAAGAAGUUGAGGUCAUGGACCCUUACGACAAGAACGACCGUCUUAUUGCUCUUCUCAAGAAGUACCAGAGCGGCAAGAACAAGGAGGACCGUAUCCUGGUCUUCUGCUUGUACAAGAAGGAAGCCACCAGAAUUGAGGGCUUCAUUCGUUCCAAGGGCUUCAAUGUUGGUGGUAUCCACGGUGAUUUGAGCCAGGAUCAGCGUCAAAGAAGUUUGGACGCCUUCAAGGCAGGCAAGGUUCCUCUUCUUGUUGCUACCGAUGUUGCUGCCAGAGGUCUCGAUAUUCCUGCAGUCAAGGUUGUCAUCAACGUUACUUUCCCCUUGACUGUCGAAGAUUACGUUCACCGCAUCGGUCGUACUGGCCGUGCUGGACAGGACGGUAGAGCCAUCACCUUCUUCACUGACCACGAGAAGGGUCUUGCUGGUGCUUUGAUCAACGUUCUCAAGGGCGCUAACCAGCCCGUUCCUGAGAGCUUGAUGAAGUUCGGAACCACUGUCAAGAAGAAGUCUCACGACGCAUACGGCGCCUUCUACAGAGAUCCUAGCGAGAUGAAGGCUGCCACUAAGGUCACUUUUGAUGACUAG
Molecule: messenger RNA, 1674 nt
Organism: Aureobasidium melanogenum CBS 110374
Lineage: Eukaryota; Fungi; Ascomycota; Dothideomycetes; Dothideales; Saccotheciaceae
Product: ATP-dependent RNA helicase DBP3
Exons: 1
Coding region: 1-1674 (557 amino acids)
Biological process (GO): rRNA processing
Cellular component (GO): nucleolus
Molecular function (GO): ATP binding; RNA binding; RNA helicase activity
Source: RefSeq, a predicted model, not a curated record